Eucalyptus grandis is the source of this 1970-nucleotide messenger RNA. Its product is annotated as MLO-like protein 1. The coding region runs from base 38 to 1534 and encodes 498 amino acids. The transcript is spliced from 13 exons. Gene Ontology annotation, biological process: defense response. Gene Ontology annotation, cellular component: membrane. NCBI's taxonomy places the organism in Eukaryota, Viridiplantae, Streptophyta, Magnoliopsida, Myrtales, Myrtaceae. The record is from RefSeq and is a predicted model, not a curated record.
AACAUUAGAGAGAGAGAGAGAGAGAGAGAGAGAGAGAAUGGGGGAGGUCGGAGCAGCGAAUCUGACAUUAGAGUUCACGUCGACGUGGGUGGUGGCCGUCGUUUGUAGUGUGAUAGUGCUGAUUUCUAUCCUUGUUCACAGAUUUCUUAAAUGUGUGGGGCAGCUUUUGAGCAGGCCGAAGAAGAAUUGCCAGGGUCUUCGCAGGCACCGGCGAAAGCAUCUCUUCGAUGCCUUACAGAAGAUUAAAGAAGAGUUGAUGCUGUUGGGGUUCAUAUCCUUGCUGCUAUCGGUGUUCCAGACGAGAAUCGGGAAGAUUUGCAUACCGCAGAGACUUGCCUACGCCUGGCUUCCCUGCCACCAGCCUUCUCCCUCUUCUUCCACCACCACUGCUGACUUCCUGACUAAUCCGAUCGCUUCCGAUGGAUAUCACAGACACCCAAUCCCGGACGGCACCCCUGAUUACUGCAGCCAAAAGGGGAAGGUGCCGUUGUUAUCUUUUACAGCACUUCACCAUCUGCACAUCUUCAUAUUUGUGCUAGCAAUCUUUCACAUGAUCGUCUGCGUGGUCAUUAUUCUAUGCGGAAAAGCAAGGUUGCACUAUUGGUGGAAGUGGGAGCAAUGCAUUAUAGAGAACAGGGAAAACGAGCGUUAUAUUAACGAAGAGGAUCUUCGCCGCAAGCUCACCCAGCUUGCUGAAAAAGAUGGUCGUUUUUCUAACCAAGGCAAAAGAUCAGCAGUAAUUGACUGGUUGCAUAUGAUUGGCAAGCACUUUUUUCCGUCCUUGACUAAGUCCGAGUACAUUGCUAUCCGUGUGCAUUGCGUCAAGGCAGGAAAUUAUGGGCUUGCUUCUCCACAGGCCCGUAAUUUGGAAAAGCCCAAAGACCAUUUUGAGAAGUACGUUAUCCGCGGUGUGCAAAAGGAUUUUGACAAAGUCGUUGGAAUCAGUUGGUAUCUGUGGUUGUUCGUGGUGCUUUUCUUGCUCCUGAAUGUUGCUGGAUGGAAUGCCUACUUUUGGAUAUCUUUCCUUCCAUUGACUCUUCUGCUGGCUGUCGGCACAAAACUGGAGCACAUAGUAAAACAGCGGACUGACAAGAUCAUCGCGGCGUAUCAUUCAAGUGCUGGGGCCUCGGAAUUAAAAGUUACCGAUAUUGAAUUUUCAAAUGAAGAUUUCUGGUUCCAAAAGCCUCGCCUUGUCCUCAACUUGAUUCACAUCAUACUCUUCCAAAACUCUUUCGAACUUGCUUUUUUCUUCUUUAUAUUGUUCCAAUAUGAUCUUCACUCAUGCAUUAUAGGAAAGGUGGACUAUGUCAUCCCGAGACUUGUCAUAGGAGUGUUUGUCCAGAUCAUGUGCAGCUAUAGAACACUGCCACUAUAUGCCAUUAUAAAAAAACAGAUGCUAUUGAAGCACAGUAGAUCGAAAAAAGAGAAAGAAAUGAAGAUUGUGACUUACAUUUGGGACCGCAUUGACAAGUGGGAUGAAAGGAAGAAGGCAACUGAAAAUGGAUCAACCCAAGGGGGUUCGAGAAAGGACUAGUGACAAAUGAGCAGACAAAAGCUGGUGAAAUUGAGCCAGAGGAGAAAGCAGACAUUGAAGCACAAGAUGGAAGCAAGCCUGAAAGUACAUGAAAACCAGGAGAGCAGCGAUGGGUUUAGUCGAAUAAGUUUUGCUUCUCUUUUGGGUCCCUCCGUAGUCUUGGCUGAUUCUUCUGUCAAGUCAUCGAACUUUGAAUUACUCUUGUCAUUAAUUAGGGUUUCACGGCCGGCCAUACUCCUGGAACCGAUCGCCGGACACUUGAAGAAGUCGUGUAUAUAAAUGAACCCGCUAGGGCUUGGUUGGUGUCGCUGGAAAGGGUUUAGUAAAUCAGAACCAGAACUUCGUUAAGAUUACCAAACUCUUGCGUAGGUAAUUUUUCUAAGGUUUGGCCUAUCUAUGAGGCAUAAGAAAGUUGGUAGAGCCGCAUCAUCUUUCA